Messenger RNA from Ilex paraguariensis (yerba mate), 963 nucleotides. The record is from the annotation of a GenBank genome assembly. NCBI's taxonomy places the organism in Eukaryota, Viridiplantae, Streptophyta, Magnoliopsida, Aquifoliales, Aquifoliaceae.
AUGGCUUCAAGUACAACAGAAAUAGUCCACGAGUUUCAGCCCUUCAUCCGAGUCUACAAAGACGGUCGAAUUGAAAGAUUGUUGGGUAACGACGUGGUUCCUGCAUCAGUGGAUCCCGACACCGGUGUUCAAUCUAAAGACGUCGAAAUUGCACCGGAGAUAGGUGUAGCCGCCAGGCUUUUCUUGCCCAGAAACGCCAACCCACACCACAAACUUCCUCUCCUAGUCUACUUUCACGGCGGAGGCUUUCUCGUCGAAAGCGCCUUCUCUCCAACGUACCAUAACCAUCUUAACGCACUUGCCGCAGAAGCAAACGUUGUUGUAGUUUCUGUGAAUUACAGGCUUGCCCCAGAGCACCCUCUCCCUGCAGCUUACGAAGAUUCAUGGGUCGCGAUCCAAUGGGUUGCUUCCCAUUUCAAAGGAGAUGGCCAGGAGCCAUGGCUGAAGGACUAUGUUGACCCCCAACAUGUAUUCUUCGGAGGAGAUAGUGCAGGUGGUAACAUAGCACACAACAUGGGCAUGCGGGUCGGGUCAGAAAAACCGGAAGGUAUCAAUCUUGUCGGGUUGGUUUUAAACCAUCCAUUCUUCUGGGGUGAAGAACCAAUUGGCAAUGAAGCUGCUGAAUCCAAUUUCCCCAAUAAAGCCUUCGUCGAUAACUUGUGGCGGUUAGUGAACCCGUUGACAGUUGGUUCGGAUGACCCGUUUCUGAACCCGGCUCUCAAUCCGGAGCUUUCAAGCCUAGUGUGUACGAGGGUUCUGGUUUGUGUUGCUGAGAAAGAUAUAUUGAAAGAUAGGGGUUGGUAUUACAAGGAGCUAUUGGACAAAAGAGGGUGGAAAGGAAAGGUAGAGGUUAUGGAGGCCAAGGGGGAGGACCAUGUCUUUCAUUUGUUUAAUCCCACUUGUGAAAAUGCUUUGGCUUUGCUCAAAAGAGUUGCUUCUUUUUUGAAUCAGGACAAAGCCUAG